AAAGGGCUGAGAUUAACAGGGAUCCUCAGCGGCAGCGGUCCUGUUAUUAUAAAGGGAAAUAAUCGCAAUGGGCAGCACCGACUCAAAACUAAACUUCAGGAAAGCGGUGAUUCAACUGACAACCAAAACACAGCCAGUGGAAGCCACAGACGACGCCUUCUGGGACCAGUUCUGGGCAGACACCACCACCACGGUCCAGGAUGUUUUUGCACUGGUGCCAGCUGCAGAGAUAAGAGCUGUUAGAGAGGAGUCCCCCUCCAAUUUAGCAACCCUCUGCUAUAAGGCUGUGGAGAAAUUGGUGCAGGGUGCAGAGUCUGGUUGCCCCACAGAGAGAGAAAAGCAGGUGAUCCUGAACUGCACUCGCAUCCUGAGCCGCAUCCUCCCCUACAUCUUUGAGGACCAGGACUGGAGAGGAUUCUUCUGGUCGACAGUGCCUGGUGCUGGGCGGGCUGGGACAGAUGAACUGGAUGAGGAUGAUGGAGCUCGACCACUGGCCGAGUCGCUGCUCUUGGCUAUCGCCGACCUCCUCUUCUGCCCCGACUUCACUGUGCACAGCCAUAGGAGAGGCCCCGACUCUGUAGAGAACAUGCAGUCUAUAGACAGCUGUGAAUACAUCUGGGAGGCAGGGGUGGGCUUUGCACAGUCGCCCCCUCUCAACUACAUCCACGAUCUGAAUAGGACAGAAUUGCUGAGAUUGUUACUAACCUGCUUCUCUGAGGCCAUGUACCUGCCUUCUUCAACGGACAACAACGUCCUCAAUCCCUGGGUGACAUUCUUCUGCUCCACAGAAAAUAGACAUGCUUUGCCUCUGUUCACCUCUCUGCUGAAUGUGGUGUGUGCCUAUGAUCCAGUGGGCUACGGCAUCCCCUACAACCACCUGCUCUUCUCGGACUACCGGGAGCAGCUGGUGGAGCAGGCUGUGCAGAUCCUUAUCGUGACGCUGGAGCAUGACGGAGGGGUUCCCCACCGGCCCCCCUCCCCGUCCAGCAUAGAGGAACAUGAGUCUGCAGGCCCUGAAAACCUGUUUGUGAACUAUUUGUCAAGGAUCCACAGAGAAGAGGACUUUGACUUUGUACUGAAGGGUCUAGCUCGCUUGCUCACCAACCCUUUGACUCAGACUUACCUGCCUAACUCUACCAAGAAGAUCCAGUUCCACCAAGAGCUGUUGGUGCUUUUCUGGAAGCUUUGUGACUUCAAUAAGAAGUUCCUGUUUUUUGUCCUGAAGAGCAGUGAUGUGCUGGAUAUUCUGGUUCCUAUACUCUUCUACCUGAAUGAUGCCAGGGCAGACCAGUCUCGUGUUGGACUCAUGCACAUUGGCGUGUUCAUUUUGCUGCUGCUGAGCGGGGAGAGAAACUUUGGCGUGCGCCUGAACAAGCCCUACACCGUCCAUGUGCCCAUGGACAUCCCAGUGUUCACAGGGACUCAUGCUGAUCUGCUGAUAGUGGUGUUUCACAAGAUUAUCACCACAGGCCACCAACGUCUCCAGCCUCUGUUUGACUGCCUACUCACCAUCGUUGUAAAUGUGUCUCCCUAUCUGAAGAGCCUGUCCAUGGUGGCAGCCAAUAAACUGCUCCACCUGCUGGAGGCCUUCUCCACCAGCUGGUUCCUGUUCUCUGUAGCACAGAACCAUCACCUUGUGUUCUUCCUUCUCGAGGCUUUCAACAACAUUAUCCAGUACCAGUUUGACGGAAACUGCAACCUGGUGUACGCCAUCAUCCGCAAACGUAACGUGUUCCACCAGUUGGCCAACCUGCCGUCUGACCCUGCUUCCAUCCAGAAGGCUCUGCAGAGGAAGAGGAAGUCUCCGGAUGUUAUUUCCCGCACUAGCUCUCAGGAGACCGUGUCCAUGGAGGGCUCUCACCCUGCUGUGCCAGCAGAGCCGGGCACACUGAAGACCAGUCUGGUCGCUAUUCCAGGCAUUGAUAAACUGACUGAGAAGUCCCAGGUGUCGGAGGAUGGCACCAUGGUGUCAGUUCACAAGACAGAGCCCGCUCACACAGCCCCCUCAGACCAAAGCGCAGUCGCCGGCACCAGCGACACAGAGUCAAACUCAGGCCGAGACAAUGAAGAUGUUUUCUACACUGAAGCAGAAAUGGAGAGAAGACGUUUGUCAAGUGUGUCUUCAACAUCGUUUUGGGUUCCCACACCAGAAUGGGUUCUGUCCUGGAAGUGUAAGCUACCCUUGCAGACUAUCAUGCGACUUCUACAAGUGCUGGUUCCCCAGGUGGAGAAGAUCUGCAUCGACAAGGGUCUGACAGAUGAAUCAGAGAUCUUGAAAUUUCUCCAGCAUGGCACAUUAGUGGGCCUGCUGCCAGUUCCUCACCCCAUCCUCAUCAGAAAGUAUCAGGCCAACGCAGGCACGGCCAUGUGGUUUCGCACCUACAUGUGGGGUGUCGUCUAUUUGCGCAAUGUGGACCCUCCGAUCUGGUAUGACACCGAUGUCCGUCUUUUUGAGAUUCAGAGGAUGUAGGCGGUAAAAUAGGACUGUUCCUGCUCCCUUCAGUAUCUGCUGGUUUCCCGGUAAUCCUCACUGUGUUUAACUUGCCUCCAUUACCAUCAACAUCACAAUGCAAACACUUGGAUCAGAUUCAUUCAGACAAGUGAGGUCGAGAUAUCCUUACAGGUGCAUCUCAAUAAAUGAGAAUAUCAUACAAAAGUCAGUUAUUCAAUUUAAAAAGUGGAAAACCACAUUAUAUAGAUCCGUUAAGACACACAGAAUGAAACAUUUCAUGUCUUGCAUCAUUUAAUCUCUUCUAAUUAUAAUGAUUAUGGCUUACAUUUAACAAAGACCUAAAAUUCAGUGUCUCAAAAAAAAAAAAUUACAAAAGACAAGUUUCAAAAAGUUUAAUAUGCAAAUGUUGGCCUCUGAAAAGUAUGUCCAUCUAUAUGCACUCAAUACUUGGUUGGGGCUAUUUGACUUGAACUACUGGAAAUAGACUAUAGAUAUUCUAAUUUAUUGAGAUGCACCUGUAGAUUAAGAUGGGAGAUGGUUGAAUUAUCAACAAAAACAACUACUGUGUUUGUACAUUUCUUAAAGACAUCAAGACCAUAGAAUGUGUGGAGCAUAUCCUGAAAUCUGAGGCUCUUUUUCUUGGCAGCAAAGAAGUGAAAGAGGAAUAUUGUUCAAUUUUGCAGCCAGACUUGUUAUAGAAGAUAUGUUUUUCCCAACAGAGGCGUGUAACAUAUCCUGGAUGGCACAAUAUUGGUGUUUCACGUUAUUUGUUGUACUUGCCAUGCUUUAAAAUGCACUCUUUUGAGUUGUCUGUUAAUAUGGUUGUAGUUUACUGUGACAAUGUAAUUCUACAGGAUUUUGGAGGCUAUAAUUCAGAUUGUAUGUUUUUAUGUAUACGACCAGGUUCAAUUUUGGAUCUGGCUGGCUAUGCUUACGAUGCUUGAUGUUGAGAAUUGUAUUUUACGUAAAUUAUCCUGAAAAUAUAUAUUGAUAUGCAUCUGUGA
Centropristis striata (black sea bass) is the source of this 3456-nucleotide messenger RNA. It is a transcript of the gene hid1a, whose product is annotated as HID1 domain containing a. The coding region runs from base 68 to 2470 and encodes 800 amino acids. NCBI's taxonomy places the organism in Eukaryota, Metazoa, Chordata, Actinopteri, Perciformes, Serranidae. The record is from RefSeq and is a predicted model, not a curated record. The transcript is spliced from 19 exons. Gene Ontology annotation, cellular component: Golgi trans cisterna; Golgi medial cisterna; membrane.